Molecule: messenger RNA, 1178 nt
Organism: Annulohypoxylon maeteangense
Lineage: Eukaryota; Fungi; Ascomycota; Sordariomycetes; Xylariales; Hypoxylaceae
Exons: 3
Coding region: 453-959 (168 amino acids)
Source: RefSeq, a predicted model, not a curated record
CUUAUAUAAGCAGCCGACGUCAGGAUCCUUGCAAUUUAAAUUUCACCGAGGUUUUUCCUGAAUUGACAAGGACCGGUGGAGUCGGUGCCCCAUGUCGCAUCGGUUCGAGGAUUGAAUUCAGGAGAGAGCGAAACAUUUGCGGCGCGGUUCAUUCCUUUUUACCAUCCAUCAUCACUAUCACCAUCAAACCUCAUCAAUUGUUUCCAUUGGGAAUUCGCAGUCAUUCUUUACGCUGCAGUCUCGUCACUCAUUAUUUGCAUCAGUCAUUCUUUCACCUAUCAACUAGACAAUCUCUGCGAGAACUAUUUAGCUCCGCUCCGUGUAUUCCCAAUCGAUUCGAUCAUCAAUUCGUCGCGUACCAUUUCGAGCUCGUGUUUCAUUUGCAUUUCCCGAUAGAUUCCCCCGAUUCGUUAAAGUUCUUCUCGAGUGAUAUCCAUACCACGUCCGUCACGAUGCGUCCUUCAUUCGCCGUUUUCACCGCCGUCAUGGCCUCCGUCCAGGUUCGCGCCGCUAUGCCUCCGGCUUGUUUGUUGUCUGCUCUUGGUGUUCAGCAGAACCCUACCGACAUGAAGGCCGUCUGCGGUGAUCUUCAGCAAGCUAUCCAAGGCAACUUGACCGAUGCCUGCCACACCGAUGUUCUCCCUGCGGCUUACAAGGUCUAUUCCUCCAAGUGCUUGGCCGAGGGUGUAACCGUUGCUGCUCUUCCCACCGCGACCUCUUCUGGUGCUUCCAGCAGUGGCUCUGCCUCUGCUACCGGCUCCGGUGUCGCCUCUGCUUCUGCUUCCGCAACUGGCAGCACCUCCGGCACCUCUGAAGCAAGCAACUCUGCCAGCUCCACUUCUAGCAGCAGCUCUGCCGCUGCCACUGGUAACGCGGGCAUUGCUACUGAGCCUCAGCCCUUCCUCUAUGCUGCCGCUGCACUUUUCGCUACCGGAUUGACCAGUGUCCUCUUCUUGUAAACGGGUUAUCGAAUGGGUUGUGGGGAGAAGUAGUCGAUGGGCGUCGUUGAAGAGAGUUUGGUUGAUGUUGGCCUGGGCCUGUUAUACCCCAAUCUUCACGGGCUCGGUUUUGCUUGGAAUUGCGUUGCGCGUAGGGUAAUGGAGAAUAGUCUUGACGAGGACCUGGGCCUUGGUUUGAAUAUAGAUGGAUAUUUAUACAAUUGCGAUUAAACGCUUAUU